CCUUCUGUUAGACAAGUUGGGGAGGCUCUCCUUUGGCAGACCAGCUCUUGCUUUGCCCCUGUGGCAAAGGAUCUCAUCUACUAAGAAGAAUAACCAUGGCUGGCAGUUCAGAAAAUACACAGGGCAUCCUUGUUAUCUAUGAAGAAGCUGCCAAGGAAUGGGCUCUGUAUUUAAAAUCAAUUUUCAAGCACAUUGUAUUAGAAGACAAUAUCUUACUUUACGACUUAGAAGCUGCAUUGAUUCACCAUUCAGAAGUGCCAUUUCUUUGCUCUUACGGAUGCAAACUGUUGAUAAUAUCAAACGGUCUUUUAAAGGGCCUGAAUGUGAAAAAAAGAUAUUUUCUGAACAAGAUUCUUCAGCCACCUGAAAGGGUGUCCGUUUUGCUUUGUGGGGUAGAAGAUUCAGACCUUAUCUAUCAAUUGCUGAAUAUAGACAAAUGUAACCAAUUGAUGACCACGGAUCAAGGGCCGGAAGAUUAUCUCGCUGUUAUAUCUGAUAUUAUUCAACAAGGUGCACACGAUCCCUUAUCUUCGGACCUAGAAAGGAGCUUGAGGCUAAAUGAUGGAAGUGUGGAAAUUGUGGAGGUGAACGAGAUGGUGGGAAGGCCAGAGGUGUUAGUGUUGCCAAAAAGGAUCCCAUGCGAGUGUCCUGGAGAGAUCUUCAUUAUUUUAAGAGAAGAUGUUCCUGGAGAUUCAGUAGUCAUUGAAUUUAUAACGGAAAAUGAAUGGAUCAGGAUUGAACCAGAUUUUUGGAAUCAGAAAGUCAGGUUCAUCAAAGCUCUAGAUUUUCCUGCUGGCUUUGUAAAUGUAAAUAUCUACUGUGGAGGGGACAUUAAAGCCACAGUGCAGAUUGAAUACUAUUCAACAGUGGGAGAGCUUGAACAGAUGCUUCAGAAAGUGGCUGAUCCAAUUGCAUUUGCCUGUCAGGCUUUCAAGUUUUCAUCAGCAGAGAAAAUGGAUAGCAUUCUCACACUCUUGCUGAAAAGUUCAAUCAUUUCUCAUGGUUUUAGCAGCUUUCCAAAUGAAGUCACAGAUCAUGACCAGGAAACUGAUUCACAGUUAGAGGAACUUCCCACUCUUUUCCAUUGUGCAGCUAAAUUUGGAUUAAAGAAACUUGCUGGACUUCUUCUCCAAGAUCCCAAAGCCAUUCAAGCGUGUAGCAUUACUAACAAGUAUGGAGAAAACCCAGCUCACAUUGCAAAAAAGUAUGGCCAGAAAGAAAUUUGGAAGGUCCUUAAAGAAUUACCAAUAAGUGAAGACAAAAACACAAGUGGUGAGAAGGAAAUAAAUGCUGAGGAUGACAUUUAUGUGUUUAUGAUGAGCUCAGAUUCUCAUUCUAAUGGACUUGGCAGCCCAAGCAUAGAAGAACCACCUGGAGCCUGUUUGGAAAUCCAGAAGAAGAAAGGGAUGAAUGCUGAUGCAGAACUGGAAGAAUAUAAUGAGGAAGGAAUGGUAGAAAAAGAAGAAGGAAAUAAAUUAGAAGAAAAUGCAUGUCACUUGAGAAAUAGCUUGUAUAGUAAUAUACUUCGAGAUGUCCCAGAAGUAAAGAGUGAAAACAUCAGUUUCUCUGAGGGACCACCCUUGCCACCCCGAAAUCAAUUUCUUGCCAGUAAACAAAAUGAAUUUUUCUACUUGUAUUCAGCCUUGAAAAAAGUGGAAGGCCAAGUGGAAAAUAAGGGGACAGAGGAGGAGCCUAAGAUAAAUGAUUGUUGUGAUGAAAUAGAUGAGGAAGAUCCAUACACUUCUGCUGAAGUAAAUGAUGGUGUAUAUGAUGCCAUUAUGGAGAACAAGCUUCAAGAGCAAAGGAAAGACGGUAGAUCCUUUAUUAUGAAUCGGCCACCUGCCCCUGCCCCACGUCCUUUGUCUGCUGCUGUGAAAGAGGAGGGCACUUCUUACAUAGCUCAAGUCUUUCAGCAAAAGGUGACUAGGACUCAUGCUGGUAAUGAGAAGCUGUUGAAUGCUGUCAGGAAACCAGAUAGAAGUUAUGAAGACAAGAUCACAUACACCACUGUCAAGCCCAAUAUCCCACCAAGGCAGGAAGAACACAUCUUAUUCCAACAGCAACUGAAAAAGGGAAACAGUUCCAUGGAUGAUAUGCAGAAACUCAAGCUCUGGCAAAUUCAUACAAGUAAAACGGAAACCACUCAGCAGGUGAUGGAUUAUUUCAAGGAGCAGCUCAAAACAGAUGAAGAAACUGGACUGUAAAUUCCUUUACAGCAAGGAUCAUCAAACUGUGAAUCAAGUCCUCCAAUCAAUUGUGGGAAAGUUGUUAAGGAAAUAUCUGAACUUUGUUGGCACUGAUGUCUUGAUUUAUUGAUAAGAAUUUAUCUGGAUAGUCUUUGGUUUAUUCUGACAAGUAUUCAUUCUGACAGCUGUUGCAGGAACCUAGAAAAUUUCCUGGCAGACCUCUAUAGGGGCUAUUCCCCAAUAAACAGGGAGGAGAAAUUCUUUGGACUUGAUUCUUUUUCAUAGUUAUGCAACUGAUUCCUUUUGUAUUAUUUAUUUAGCGUAUGGUGAUGUUACAAUUAGCCAAGAGGCUACAGUGUUAGUACAAAGUAGUGGCUGCUGAUUCCUUUUGUAUCUUAUUGGCACAUUGGAAUGUAAUCCUGAACCAAAAUCCAAAUGAACAAGGAAAGGUAUCUGUUAGGAAAAAAAAAUCCCAAAAUAUUUAUAUUAGAGCAGGGAUGUCAAACUCAAUGCCCAUGGCUAGAUCCAGCCUGCAGGAUGCUUAGAUCUGGCCCACAGGGCUGCCCUGGAAACAGCAAAGGCCUGGCCCGCAGUGCCUCUGUCAGUGAAAACGGAGCCCAGGAGGGCUGUGUGAGGUCCUCCCAAGGUCCUUUUUCACUGGCAGAGGGUUGCAGGAGGUUGUCGCAGCCGAAAACGGAGCUUGGGUGCCCAUUUUCACUGGCAGAAUGCUCAGGCCGCCACAGGUACCCCAGCACAAGUGACGCUGAGCUGGCCACACCUUUCCUGGCUCCCUGAGGUCAAACACAACUCUGAUGCGGCCGUCAAUGAAAUCGAGUUUGACACCCCUGUAUUAGAGGAAUAUUUGAGUAAAAAAAUAUUCCAUAGGGUAAAAUUGGUGGCAAAACUGCAUGUCUUAUAACUAUAUGCCUCUUAUAAAAUGUUUCUGUUAUGCAUAAUAAAACGCAAAUGUUUUUAUACUAACACUUUCUGUCCAAAUUACCAAAGAUACACUCAGAUUACCAAACCAGAAAAGAUCACUCAAAUCAAAUCAAAUGAAAUCAUUAUUGCAAUAAUAGAUCAGCAUAAGGAGGGUGAGUUACAGUCAUUAAAAAUCAUAAAGAAUCUAAGAGCAUAAAAGGUUAGUAUGUGGAAGACCAGCAAGUUUUAGAACAUUGUAUGUGGCAAACUAAAUACUCAUUAAAUCUAAUUUAUAGUGCAAGUUGUAAUUUGAUAAAUUUUGAGUGUUACUGAACAUUGUAUGUUGUAGCAGCAUUGGUAUCUGAAAGCAACAAGGUAGUGUAUAUACAUAUGCAUACAUACAGAAACACACACACACACACACACACACACACACACACACACAUACCAGUUGGAUUUUUUUUUUCAUUCCUGACCAACAGAAUCACUUUUAUUCACAAUUAAGAUGAUAAGUCAUAUUACAGGUAGUCCUUCACUUACAAACACAACUAGGACCCAACUUCCCCAAGCUGGUUGCCAAGCCCCUGAAUCAUAAUCGUGUGACCAAAGAGACACUGUGAUAGUUGUACGUGCAAGAACCAUUUACAAGUCAAAUGUCUAUGGAGCUUCUCAAUCAUCCAGGUCACGGUUAUCCCAAAUGUGCAUGUAUAAGUCACUUUUUUCAGUACUGUUGUAACUUUGAAUGGUUUUUAAAUAAAUAGUCA
Messenger RNA from Pantherophis guttatus, 3868 nucleotides. RefSeq names its product B cell scaffold protein with ankyrin repeats 1 (gene BANK1). Gene Ontology annotation, biological process: negative regulation of B cell activation; B cell activation; negative regulation of phosphatidylinositol 3-kinase/protein kinase B signal transduction. The record is from RefSeq and is a predicted model, not a curated record. Gene Ontology annotation, molecular function: protein tyrosine kinase binding; signaling receptor binding. Lineage: Eukaryota; Metazoa; Chordata; Lepidosauria; Squamata; Colubridae.